Messenger RNA from Aspergillus mulundensis, 1401 nucleotides. Its product is annotated as nucleoporin FG repeat-containing protein. The record is from RefSeq and is a predicted model, not a curated record. The transcript has 3 exons. Lineage: Eukaryota; Fungi; Ascomycota; Eurotiomycetes; Eurotiales; Aspergillaceae. Gene Ontology annotation, cellular component: nuclear pore. Bases 1 to 1401 code for a protein of 466 amino acids. Gene Ontology annotation, molecular function: structural constituent of nuclear pore. Gene Ontology annotation, biological process: nucleocytoplasmic transport.
AUGUUUUCCUCAAAACCCGCAGCUCCCUCAACAGGGCUCUCCAUCAACACAAACUCCGCCAACUCUCUCUUUGGCGGCAAUACCUCCGCGACUACGCCGGCCUCGACAGGCGCUUCUGGAGGUCUAUUCGGGACCGCCGCGACGCAAUCGAAGCCAGCUGGUGGCCUAUUCGGAAACACUGGGACUGGAAAUACACAACAGACGCAAAACACUGGGUCAAGCUUGUUUUCAGGGUUGGGUGGUCAGCAAAACAGCACGUCGGGGACCGGAUUGUUUGGCAAUACCACAACCAACACUCAACCACAAACCGGCGGUCUGUUCUCUGGCACUGCUGGCGCGAACAAUACCACAACGCAAACAAGCAAUACUGGAGGGCUUUUUGGAAACAUGGCAGCGGGAUCCACUACUCAGGCUCAGUCGAAGCCCGCGUUCAGUCUAGGCUCGACCACAACCGGUACUGGUAUCUUUGGCACGAAUACAAACGCUGGGCAACAGCAGGCCCAAAAGCCUACGCUAUCCCUUUUCGGAACCCAGAAUACUACUACGCAGCAACCCACACAACAGGCGCCAGCAGCUGGUGCUAGCACAGUAAUUCAGGGUGCCAAAGUCGACACUACCAACAUUCUGCCAACCACAAAGUACGAAAGCUGUGCGGAUGAGGUCAAAGCAGAUCUCGAACUGUUCGAUACGUUCAUCGUUAACCAAAUCAAAAUGUGCAAUGAGGUCGCAAGUAUUCUGCCUCUGGUUUCGUCUCAAGGCAGUACUAUACCGAAUGACGUGGAGUAUGUCCAGGGCAAGCUGGAAACAAUGCAACACGCCUUGGAAAAUGACGCCACCGAUAUCGACCAGCUUCGAAGCCUCGUGUCUCGAGACGCAGCGGAGGCGGAGGUCGCCUUUCGUGCGAUCGAUACCCUCAAACUUCCGAUGCAAUACCAGUCAACCGGAGGCUCUGGAUGGUGGUCUGCUCAAAACCAGAAGGUAUCGGAUUCCAAAUCGAUGCGAUCGACGCGAAAGAACACUCUGGCGCUCCCGGAUGAUGUUGAAGGUGAUCCAUCCACGAGCAGCAUCAACGGAGUGCCUGUGAACCUGGUGGACUACUUUACUCAGCGGUCUGACGAGAUGGGCGACGUCCUUGAGCGCUAUACCCGGAACCUGAAGGAGAUCGAGGACCAUCUUCACGGGGUCGAAUCUACUCUGGAACGACAGAUCCACGAGUUCACAACUUCCCGAAAUCGUGAUAGUGCCGGAAAUGGUGCUCCAAGGACAGUCUUAAAUGACCUUGCUGCUGUUCUUGGUGAUGUCGAGACGGGUAUUUUGGGUGUUGCCAGCCGUUUGGGUGCGGUCACGGAGCAGGCGCAGGAAGUCGUGCUCGGCGCGCCAUCUGGUCGGAGACAGGCGUAG